Centropristis striata (black sea bass) is the source of this 1122-nucleotide messenger RNA. Its product is annotated as N-acetyllactosaminide beta-1,3-N-acetylglucosaminyltransferase 3-like. Gene Ontology annotation, cellular component: membrane. Gene Ontology annotation, molecular function: hexosyltransferase activity. Bases 1 to 1122 code for a protein of 373 amino acids. The transcript has 2 exons. The record is from RefSeq and is a predicted model, not a curated record. NCBI's taxonomy places the organism in Eukaryota, Metazoa, Chordata, Actinopteri, Perciformes, Serranidae.
AUGCUCAGAAUUUUAAGGAGGGACAGAGGAACCUGUUUGCUGUUCGGAGCACUUCUUGUGGCUGUUUAUUUCUUUAAAGAUUGUAAAGACCACAAAACCUUUUAUCUACAAACUGUGACAAAAGAAAGCCAUCAAACAACCAUCAAAAACAACUCCUAUGUAUACUCCUGGCCAAGAUGUCAAAAAAAUAUGGCACCUGCCACAAUCCGAGGCUUUCGAUAUCUUCAGGAAAAGUUUCAAGACUUUCUUUACUAUCAACACUGUCGCCAUUUCCCCAUGCUUCUGGACAUGCCUGACAAAUGCGGAGGAGCUGAGGAAUCUGCAGACAUCUUCCUUCUGCUGGUCAUUAAAAGCCCCCCUGAAAACUACGAACGCCGAGAGGUGCUGCGAAAAACCUGGGCCAAAGAGAGGUUAUACAAUGGUGUGUGGAUUCGAAGGAUCUUCAUCGUAGGAACAAUGGGGACUGACGAGACUAAAGAGAGGCUCAACAAAGUCUUAGAACUGGAGCAACGCGAGUACAACGACAUCCUCCAAUGGGACUUUAAUGAGUCAUUCUACAACCUCACCUUGAAGCAGAUACUCUUCCUGGAAUGGAUGGAAAGAAACUGUCCUAACGCUCAAUUUCUUUUAAAUGGUGAUGAUGAUGUUUUUGCCAACACAGACAACAUGGUUGAGUAUCUCCAAAGCCUAAAGGAUAAUAAUGGAAGCCAGCACCUUUUCACUGGCAAGCUGAUCACAAAUGCUAGCCCCAUUAGAUGGAUACACAGCAAGUAUUUUGUCCCAUUUCAGGUGCACAGGUCAAGAUAUUAUCCCCCCUACUGUAGUGGUGCGGGCUACCUCCUGUCUGUCAACACAGCUUUGGUCAUAUAUAAAAUGUCCAAGUCCAUUAGCCUUGUUCCCAUUGAUGACGUUUACAUGGGGAUGUGUCUGGCCAAAGCAGGACUAAGUCCUACUUCUCAUGAGGGUGUGAAAUUAUUCGGUCUGUCCCCCCAAAAACUAAAUGACCCUUGCUUUAUUAAAGACAAGCUAGUGGUACACAGAUACCUUUCAUGGGAAACGUAUUUCAUGUGGCAAAAAAUACAUGACCCGGAUCUGAAUUGUAGUACUUCGAAAGAGAACUAA